Messenger RNA from Neoarthrinium moseri, 918 nucleotides. RefSeq lists its product as uncharacterized. Lineage: Eukaryota; Fungi; Ascomycota; Sordariomycetes; Amphisphaeriales; Apiosporaceae. Bases 1 to 918 code for a protein of 305 amino acids. The record is from RefSeq and is a predicted model, not a curated record. The transcript is spliced from 3 exons.
AUGGACAAGCCACAUGAGCUUCAGCCCUCUCGUCCCGUCUACCUGCCAUGGGCCGGCUUCGUCGAGACCACUCCAGACAGUCUCCACCCACCCACUCGGGCCAUGCGACCAGCUGAUUACACGCCUCUUCCCGCAGCAAAUUUGAGUACACAGACAGCGACCAUGCCAGGCUGCGUUGAAGAUAUUCGAUGGGGUUCGUAUGAGAUCAAAGACCAAAGUAUAAUCGACAAGUUUGCAGAUCACAUCCAGCAAUACAAGCCUCUCACUAUCAACAAUGCGCUGUUCAACAACUUCGAUCCAAAGCCCGGCGAGCGGAAGAUUUGUACGGUUGUGUACUGGCACAAUGGCUACAAGAAGAGUCGUAUUGCAGUUGAGCACGGUGUGAUGCCAUUCGAUUGGGACAUCACAUCUGUCUGCUAUAAAUGGGGUAAAUUUCAGGACGAAACUACGUUCGACUACAGCUUCUCCGAGGGUCUCAAGCUCGGAUUCGUCAAGGCUGACGAAAGUCGCCAGCACGGGAUGUCGUACUUCAACGAACACCCCGAGGUCCUUGCCAGCCUGAUGUACUUCAUGGACUAUUGCAAAGAUUUCGAGAUCACGAACGAGCUUAUGGGAGGCGAUCCCAAGGAGGGCAAGGCCAAAAAUUUGGAAAUCGACUACAAGAACGUCCGUUGGGGUGGUGCGGACCAUCAGUACCAAGACAAUGUCUUCUCUCCCAGCCACAAGAAAUAUACGAUCAUUGACAGAGAGGGCGCAACGACUUGCUUCAAGGAUCGUCUGGGUUUCUUCGACAAGAAGGCCAAGGAAUUGACGGACCCCUGGUUCUACGCCGGGACAGCAGCCAACAAAAUGUCUCGUUUGGACGUGGGAAAAUGGCUGACAGAAAGCUUCAGACGGGGCUGGGUAACUAGGCACUAG